Messenger RNA from Penicillium manginii, 594 nucleotides. Its product is annotated as putative SNF7 family protein Fti1/Did2. The transcript has 3 exons. The coding region runs from base 1 to 594 and encodes 197 amino acids. The record is from RefSeq and is a predicted model, not a curated record. Lineage: Eukaryota; Fungi; Ascomycota; Eurotiomycetes; Eurotiales; Aspergillaceae.
AUGGUCCGCAAAGAUCCCAUCUUCGAAGCCCGCACCAAUGUCAAGCUCCACUCCAACCGCCUAAAAAAAGAAUCCGCCCGCGCCGAAGCAACCUACAAAUCCGAAAAAGCCAAAGCAGACCGCGCCAUGAAAAACCGCGAAUUCCAAAUCGCCCGCAUCCACGCCUCCUCCGCCGUCCGCGAAAAGCGCCGCCAAGUAACGCUGAAAUCCGAAGCCGCACGCGCAGACGUAAUAAUCAACGAACUCAAAGCCGCCCAGUCAACCCGCGACACGUCGCGCACACUGCCCUGGCCUCGCGGGGCCUGGACGCCGCGAGCAAGAGCUGAGGACUUUAAGAUUGCGAGUAGUGCGAUUGAGGAUGUUGCGCAGGGGGUGAGUUUGCAGGAGUAUGGGGCUGAGGGGCAGCAUGAGGUUGAUCGGAUGAUGGAGCAGCUUGCUGAUGAGGCGGGUGUUGAUAUGCGUAUUGCCUUGGAGCAGGAUACGAAUGUGCCGCAGGAGGUUAAGAAGAAGGAGGCGGUUCAGCCGGUUAAGGGGGAUGCGGAGGUUGAGGAUGGGCUUGGGGCGAGGUUGAGGGCUUUGAGGGCUGCGAAUUAG